Molecule: messenger RNA, 3183 nt
Organism: Diospyros lotus (date-plum)
Lineage: Eukaryota; Viridiplantae; Streptophyta; Magnoliopsida; Ericales; Ebenaceae
Exons: 3
Coding region: 1-3183 (1060 amino acids)
Molecular function (GO): nucleic acid binding; zinc ion binding
Source: RefSeq, a predicted model, not a curated record
AUGUACGAGCCAGUACCAGUGGAGGAGCACGAUGAAGACAUGGAGGACCUGCUAGAGGAAGAAGGGGAAGGUAUGGAAAACCCAAUUGAGCCAGGGGAAGCAGAAGAAAUGGCAGAUCCAAUAGAAGCAGCAGAAGAAGAAGAAGACGACAUACCCAUAUUCUGGGCCGAGGAUGACCUUCUUGAGUUCGAGGACACCGAUUCUGAAGACAAGGAAGAGACAGAAGUGAUGAUGAAUGACCCCGAGGCACCCCCAUACGAAUCUGAUGAUGAAAAGAACAUUUGGAUGGUGAACACUCAAAGACGGUUAGCAGUUGGGCCUAGGACGCCCAACCCACAAGUUGGCAACACCGAAGGAAACACCAGUAGGCAUCCAGAAGGCGACUCUAGUCAAGAGACCGGAGGUAGUCGACUAGAUCAAAUGGAGCGAAUACUGGGGGGUGUGGUGGGACUCAUACAAGAAACUCACUUUCGAGACAGCUAUGCAGUCAGCAUGCUUGAUCUCUAUCAUCGACAGAACCCUCCCAUCUUUCACGGGAAGCUUGGCGCAGACCCUAGUGAAGGAGAAUUUUGGAUCGAACAAAUGGAGAAGCUACUAGACCACCUGCACCGUAGAGAAGAAGAGAAGGUCAAUUGUGCCACCUUUAUGCUGCAAGACGAAGCAGACAGGUGGUGGAAGGGAGUCAAGAGGGCAAUGAACCCUCGGGCCAAGGCUCCCUAUAUCACCUGGGAGCGAUUUAAGGAGCUCUUUAAUGAAAAAUACUUUCCCCUGAAUGUGAGAAUGAAAAAGGAAAGAGAAUUCAUGGAGUUAAAACAGACCGGAGACAUGACUGUUGCUCAAUAUGAAGAUGCUUUUAGUCGAUUGAUCCGGUAUAUGCCCAUUUAUGAAGGAGACGAAAGGAUCAAGGCCCAAAAGUUUUUGGGAGGGCUGAACCUGAAACUCCAAAGGGCAUUGAGUAGUAUAAAUACUCAGUCCUAUUCAGAAGUGGUGCUGCAAGCUUAUACCACCGAGGCUAACCUGAGCCGGAUUGACGCUAUCCAAGGAGAGAGUCAGCAGGGGAGCAGUCAUAGAGUCGGCAAGAAGCUAGAACCGCAGAAGCUGAAGUUCAAGCCUGGUACCCCAUGCGCGAAAUGUCAGAAGCAGCACCCAGGGAGGCCAUGCCGGCUCGGGACAAGGGGGUGUUACAAUUGUGGAGAAAUAGGGCAUCUCAACCAGAAUUGCCCGAAGAAGAGAAUCACCUGUUACAACUGCCAGCAGACUGGUCAUUUUGCAAGGGAUUGUCCUAAGCCGCGAUUGACGAAUCAACCUCAAGGGACGACCGAAAAUGCUAGAGUUCAGCAGGGAAGGGUGUUUCAUCUGACACGACAAGAUACGGUAGAAGACCCAGCCGUAAUUGAAGGAAUGGACUUCCUAACUAAGUACAACGCGACAUUGGACUGUAAAGAUAAAACAGUCUGUCUCAGGGCUGGAGACCUGAACAUCAAGUUUCAAGGGCAAAAGAGGGCAAGUGAUCAGACGUGGAUCUCGGCUCUAAAGGCUGAGAAAUUAUUACGACAAGGAGCACGAGGAUACCUGUCUUGUGUCUUAGAGAAAGGCACGGAGCCAUUGAAGAUCGAGGAAGUACGCAUCGUCAGAGAAUUCAGGGAUGUGUUUCCUGAUGAAUUGCCUGGAUUGCCACCUAGACGAGAGAUUGAGUUUGCAAUAGAAAUCGUGCCAGGGGCAGGACAGGUUUCGAUACCCCCGUACAAAAUGGCCCCUGCAGAGUUAAGGGAACUAAAGACCCAAUUACAAGAGUUGCUCGACAAAGGAUUCAUAAGGCCAAGUAUGUCACCAUGGGGAGCACCAGUACUCUUUGUUAAGAAAAAGGAUGGGAGCCUGAGAAUGUGUGUCGACUAUCGACAGUUAAAUAAAAUAACGAUAAAAAAUAAGUACCCACUUCCCAGGAUCGAGGAGUUGUUCGAUCAAUUACAAGGAGCCAAGGUCUUCUCGAAGAUUGACCUAAGAUCAGGGUAUUAUCAAUUAAGGAUCAAAGUAGAAGACGUGCCUAAGACAGCUUUUCACUCUCGAUAUGGGCACUAUGAAUUUCUGGUGAUGCCGUUCGGACUGAUCAAUGCCCCAGCAGCUUUUAUGGACACUAUGAAUCGGGUUUUCAGGCCAUUCUUGGACAAGUUCGUGAUCGUGUUUAUAGACGACAUACUGAUAUAUUCUCCCUCAGAAGAAGAGCACGAAUCACAUUUAAGGAUAAUAUUACAAACAUUACAAGAACAUAAGUUGUAUGCCAAAUUUUCCAAAUGCGAAUUUUGGUUGUACCAGGUGGCAUUUUUGGGGCAUGUUAUAUCGGCUGAAGGAAUAUCAGUCGACCCGGCCAAGAUAACAGCUGUAGCAAAUUGGAAGCAACCUCGAUCGGUUACCGAAAUUAAGAGCUUCUUGGGAUUAGCCGGAUACUAUAGGAAGUUCGUGGAAGGGUUUUCCAAAAUUGCAACACCCCUCACCAAGUUAACUCAGAAGGGGGUGAAGUUCGACUGGAGUAAGCAGUGCGAGGAAAGUUUUCAGACACUUAAGGAUAAGCUGACAACCGCUCCAGUACUAGCUAUGCCAAAUGGAUCAGGAGGAUUCAUGAUCUACACUAAUGCCUCGAGAAACGGUUUAGGGUGUGUGCUGAUGCAACACGGUAGGGUCAUUGCCUAUGGGUCUCGACAGCUCAAAACCCACGAGCGGAACUACCCGACCCACGAUUUGGAGCUGGCGAUAGUAGUAUUUGCCUUAAAGAUUUGGAGGCAUUAUUUAUAUGGUGAGAAGUUUAAGAUUUUUACUGAUCACAAGAGUCUGCAGUAUGUCUUCUCACAAAAGGAAUUAAACAUGAGGCAACGAAGAUGGAUGGAGCUAUUAAAAGACUACGACUGUACUAUUCAAUACCACCCCGGUAAAGCUAAUGUCGUAGCAGACGCCCUGAGCAGGAAAGAAACCCCCUGUAUGGCCGGAAUAAUGAUGAUAGAGUGGAAGCUAGUUAAAGCUUUCAGCUUAAUGGCGGUAGGAGUAGUUUCCCGAGGAAACUCAGUCUACGCAGCUAGUCUCACGUUGCAACCGGAAUCAAUAGACCAGAUACGACAAGCCUACUCGGAAGACCCUCGAAUAAAGAUGUGGGUGGAUGAUCACAGGCGAGCAAAGAAACCAGAAUUUUAG